This is a messenger RNA of Phyllotreta striolata, 3392 nucleotides long. NCBI's taxonomy places the organism in Eukaryota, Metazoa, Arthropoda, Insecta, Coleoptera, Chrysomelidae. The record is from the annotation of a GenBank genome assembly.
GCUCAUAUUCAGCGCUUAUCUCUCGACUUCGUGCACGUCCGAGCGUCGAAAACGCGCGCGCACGAGUUAAGUCGCAUUUCGGAAUCGGUAUCAUCGGCAAUGCCACUUAAAUCCGCUUUCUGACCAGCGCCGGUUGCAGAAUUGAAGAAAUGCUCGUUUGCGUGAGGAGUACGCGCGUACGGGGGUGAAGUGCAAAUUCAUGACAGAAAGUCGAUUCGUCGAUCGUUCGAACUCGAUAGAUCUGUGAGGAGUUACAAAUUCUGUGCGUAAUUUUGGUUUUUUCGAAAGAAAAUAAAACAAUCGGACCGACAACAUGUUGAAAGAAGUAUUCCUACUAGCAGGUGUAGCUGCUGUGUGCUUCGGUGCCAGUUUAGAUUUGUGUCCUGAAGGAUCCUCUUGUCAUGCAGCUAGCGAAAGAUUGGAGACGACGUCCUUCGAAUUUUUGAACAAAAACACCGAGAAGUACUACAGGUCAAUCGGCAGCUUGAUAAUAACGAAUGCUUCAAUAGACAAAAUCGAUCCUAAGUUGAAGUAUUUGAGAAAUCUAGUUUACUUAGAUUUAUCUUACAAUAACGUUCAAAUCUCAUCCAUUCCUCCACUGCAUAGUUUAAGAACGUUAAUACUGAAAGCCAAUAAUUUAAAAAACAUAAAUAUAUCGCUGUUACCGCAGAACAUCGAACAUUUGGAUCUAUCUGAUAAUUUAUUAAGCCAAAUUCCUAGAGAAUGGAGACUGUUGAAGAAUUUAAAAACGAUAGAUUUAUAUAAAAAUCCUAUUCACUGUGAUUGCAAUAACGUACUGACCUACGAUCAAUUUAUAAAGAGCGAAAUAACAGUACCAAAACCACUAACGUGCUCUUCUCCCUUAAAAUACGCUGGAAAAGAAAUAUCUGCUGUUAACUGUUCCACGGACGAUAUCAUGUUGUACGAUGAGGUCAAAGAAGGAUCCGGAGAUGUAGACAUUUUUGAAGAGACUUCAUCAAAUGAACCCAGUGCUAAAUUAUCAAUCCUAAACGACGAAGAUGAAGAUAUAUUUAUGGAUAAAAAUACAAUUAUUGACGAUGGAAUGGCAGAAGAAGAAGGCAGUGGAGAUGAAGGCAGUGGUUUUGAAAUCCCAAUGCCCGAAUCCGGUGUUUUAGGCUGCAUGGUAAACUGCAGCACUCCUUCACCUCUAGUAGUGGAUCCAGCCGCUUCGCCAUUACCAUCCCUCAAAGAACAAGUCAACAUACUGUGGAACGACUUGAACAUUUUUAAAGAAAAAGAACCCCCCACUGAAGCAAGUACGACAUCGACAUCCGCCGCGAUUCCCAGCUCGUCUUCGACCACGCAUUCCGAUGCUGAACUGAUAGAAACCAACUCGGAAAACACCUCGGCGAAAAUCGGAGAACUUGAAAAAGCGAGCAUCAAAAACAGCAACCAAUCCGCCGUGUACGCCGUAAUCGGCGUGGGCAUCUUCAUAGCUGUGCUAUUCAUGAUAGCCUAUUUCAAAAAGAGGAGCAAACGCGCUCCGAAUAAUCGACGGGAAAACUCCGGUCCCGGCGAAGAAAUGAAGCCGCUGAGCAAACCCGCUAUAAAAGCGGCGAACGAUAAGCCCCUUACGAAUUCUUAUGCGACCCAUCUGCCGGAGCAAACGCCUCUUAUUAACGGCCAGAAUGGUAAAUCGAAAGACGAUGCGCCCAAGUUAACUUCAUUUAUGCCAUUAGCUCAUCCUGAGGUACCGGAUAGAGUGGAAGACGAGGCGCCGCUUCAGAACGGUUCACCCACUGAGGAUGUGGAAAUGCGCCCUAAAUUGCAACCGGAAUUGCUCACGCCCCAGAGGGAAAGGGUUACGAUAAAAGAAGGAGAAAUUCCGGAUUCCAUUCCGAGAACGCCGCUGUUGAUUCACCGCCAGAAAAAUAGCGAGGGUGAAAUUGUUACUACGUUGGUACCCUGAGAGGACUAGUGAUGUUAUACCUCAGUAUUUAUUACCUAGUAAAUACAUUUGUGAUAAAAAUUAACUUAUUCCUACAACGCGGAUAUUGACGCUGUUUUUCGAAAAUUUCCUGAUAUUUUUUUCGACUGUUAUUGACUUUAUAUAUUUAUAUUCGUUGCCAAAGUAACUUCAUCAAUACUUAGUAGUGCACAGUGUACGACGGUUAUUUGUUACAAGACUUUUUGCGUAAAGGGCUAGAGGACACUUUUAAUAAUGGAUUGUGGUGAAAUAUGUUUUAUAUCUUCUUCUAAUUGUAAGCAUGGCGUUUGUCUUAAUGGAAACAUGUAACGAAAAUUGUUGGAGGAUGAUAUAAAUGUUUAUAACAUGUUGAUUUAUUUCGUGGAAUAUUAUGUGUGACUGAUAGAAGAAUCAUAGAACUUGCUUAAAUAUUUUAUAUUGUAUAAUAUUAUGUUGAUUAUUAUAACCAAAAUGGUACAAAUUAAGAAAAGUUUUUUUUUUGCAUAUAUGAUCUAAUUGGUAGUUAAAUGUUCAUAAGAUAUAACUACUACCUAUGUUAAAAAUGAUAUUAAACCAACGCUAAAAAAGUUACGCAGUGUAUAAUUUAGUAUAAUAAAACAUUUUCGUUAUACCUAGAAUAUACCAGGUGUAAUUUGUACAGUAUUAUUAGCAACUAAAUUUAUUCUAUCCGAUAGAAGUGUUACAGGUUCAAUGUCUUCUGAAGAUCCGAUUGUCAGUAAUAUAGCCUAUUUUUAUGUUUCCAUUGACUAAUAUCGAAUGUUUGAGCGAUUUAAUUAAAGAAAUUAGGUAAACUCAGGGCAAUACGAUAUUCCAAUAUUGCAAGUAGUAAGAUCGUAAAAAUUUGUUCAUUAAAAUUAUCUGGCGGCCUUGGUUGGUUUUUUAAUCAAUCGUUGUUUUCUGCUAUAAGUUGACUGAUUCAUAGUUGUUCAUAGUCGUUGAACUGGAAAAAGUACAGAAAAUACUUUGCCGAUGUGGACAACACUAAAGAAGGACUGGUUUCCAUUUUAAUUGUGUUUUGUUGUAAUGUACUUUUUACAUUAUGUUCUUAUCGCUAGCCAUUUUAGAGAUACUCCGUUUUUUACUGUUCGUAUUUUUUUCCAAAUAACGCCGUUAUAGAUAAAUUGAGUUGGGAACGUUAUUUGUCCAUUAAUAAAUCACACAAUUUACAAGUUGCAAAUUAAUUAAUUAUGCUGUAUUUAGGUACCGGAUUAUUGGAAAAAAGUAUAUUAAUGCAGUAAUAACUCGAAUCGGUAUCCAAUCUUAAUAUAUAAAAAUGGAACUGCUUGCCAAUUUCCCUUCAUAUAUUAAGAUUUUGAUGUUCCUCAAAGUUGAAAAAUAAGGUAAAAGCAAGUUUCUAUGAUUUAAUGAUGAUUUAAGAACCAUGUAAUCCGUUUUGUUUUCAUUGUAUACGUUUUUAGAGAAAAUUAAAAGUCUUUGAACAAAA